Messenger RNA from Protopolystoma xenopodis, 948 nucleotides. The record is from the annotation of a GenBank genome assembly. Lineage: Eukaryota; Metazoa; Platyhelminthes; Monogenea; Polystomatidea; Polystomatidae.
AUGGCCCAUCCUCCCCUCGGCUCAGCGGCUGGCCAGAGAUCCGGAUCCAGAAGACGGCGCGCUUCGGCUUGCUUAGCUCGGCCACUUAGGCUGUACCAAUGCCUCGGUCUGCCUCUCACAUCUCCACUUCUCACGCUUGGCUGGUCUCGGAUAAGACGGCCGCUCGUUUGUGCUACUGUCUAUGGGGUCAGUAGACUGGUGCUCAUUUGCCUAAAGGAAAGUGAGAGUGAGAGAAAGAUGCGAUCUAGGCUGGAAACCGGUCCGAGGAUGAGUGAUACCGGCGGCCCGUUGAGUCGGCGACUGACGCUGCGUCCCGACUAUUCCAUGUCGUUGCCACGCAGUCGUCCGGGCCGAACGCUUUUGCCUCGUUCGCCCACACAGCCGGACAGCCAACCAACCAAGCGGAACCAUCGUUCCACGAGUCAGGAUGAACAGCGAUCGUUGUCCGGCGUUGUGAAGCGCUUCUUUGCCGGUUCCCACAAGAGCUCGACUGGUACCGUUGUCGAGGAUGUAGACGAUGCGUAUUGCCUGGCACCGAUGGUCGCUGCCGACUCUCUCUCCUGCAUGCCUUUGCCGUCGCGAUGCGUCUCAGAGUCACGAAUGCAAGAGUUCACUGAGCCGAUGGACAGUUCAGACGCCGGCCCUUUGGACGGCCAGUCGUUGAACGGAAGCGACGUUAGCUCGAUCGACGUUAGCCUGGACGGUGGUGUCUGUUCAACGGGCAUGGAGCCAUUGAGCCGAGAACUUCAGCGUCUGCAACUGGAUCUUGCCGUUGUCUCGCAGCUCUACGCCAUUCACAAGCAGCGGUCUAUUGAGACACGUCGCAGUGCGUACAGAUGCGCCUACAAGUUGAACGCACAAAAGGUGAGUCGGAUCGGUACGCCGGUAGAAUAUGAUGCAUUAUUAAGUAGCAUUAGGAGACAACAUGAAGUAGUAUGGCAUUCGUGA